This is a messenger RNA of Pseudogymnoascus destructans, 3539 nucleotides long. RefSeq lists its product as uncharacterized. Bases 680 to 3292 code for a protein of 870 amino acids. Gene Ontology annotation, biological process: dolichyl monophosphate biosynthetic process. Lineage: Eukaryota; Fungi; Ascomycota; Leotiomycetes; Thelebolales; Thelebolaceae. The record is from RefSeq and is a predicted model, not a curated record. The transcript is spliced from 2 exons. Gene Ontology annotation, molecular function: dolichol kinase activity. Gene Ontology annotation, cellular component: endoplasmic reticulum membrane.
AUGGUAAGCACGACUAAAUCAACCGUCGUCCAGGUAUUUCCAACUGGCCGAUCGGUCAAAUUUACGUGCUAGAUGGUUUUGGGAGACGAUGAAUCUUUGCAAUGACUUGUGACCGAACAAACCAUUGCUGUCGACGACUCCGAACAUUUUCAUAUUUUCUUUAACUUGGAGACCUGGUCUAGAACCUUUUGGGAUCAGCGGAUGAGCCGCUGAUCCAAGUUGGGGAGCUUCACUUAUUGAUAUAAUUAAUAUACGUUUACAUCUAUCCAUAGCAAUACUACAAUGAUUUUAUUUCUCUGAUCUGCUACAAAAUAUAGCUGUUGGAGGGAGGGAGUUAGGUCAACUAAAACUUGCUUCGGUAGCAACCCAAAACGGUUUCUCCUGAACCGCCGAUAACCAAACGAUAAGGAGCCUCAAAACGAGUACGUACCAUACCUUGGAUACGUUGCCGUUUUUGUAAAUACGAGCUUCGCCGGCAACAUUUACAUGUGAAUAGGGCAGUUUCAUAUUUCUUCAUUUAUUGACCUUUCACUCGCUUUACCUAUGAUAAUUUGCCACCGCCAGAGUACCAACCGACACCACAGAGCUAUGUUGUCAAGCCCGCUGCUCCAGAGAUGAGCCGAUAGAUGACGUCCUCCCCCGUCCCCAACGCAAGAAGUGGCACAUUGGCCUCCAGGCAAUGUCUGAACGAUGGAAUCGGGAAUCGCUUUCCAUUGCCAAUCCCGCGCCACAAGAUAAAGAUGCCUUGAGGGCACUAUCGCGAUCACCACAUCCCUAUCAUCGACAUAAUCCCGAACUCCGGCCCGCCAGGCACAACCUGAGCACCCCGGAAAGCUUUGCCGCCGAUGGACCGAUUCUUCAUUCCGAGGAUCUAUACAGACGCAGCACCGACAGCGACAGCGGGACAGAAGCAGACGAUGAGCACUUCCUCCUCGGGUUGCCGGCACCCCGCUCGCGGCCGCGGAAAGGCUUACGAGGCCUCGAGAGAUCGAGCUCAUCAUCACCAAGUCCCGCGUUAUCCAUGGUUGACCUCCAACAAUCCGCGCGGCGACAAGAAUACAUAUCUGAUGUUUUGAACACACUUAAAAAUGAGGAGGAGCGGCGUGCUCGGGAAGCAUGGGAUAAGUUCAGGGCAACAAGGAAGACGGAGGUUCUACGUCGAGUUUUGGAGGUCGCCCUUUUGCUUGGCCUGGGACAAAUAGUAUAUUCCGGAAACGGGAGAGUUACUGCUUCUCUGUGGAAGAAAGAGUUUACGUACCAGGCCGCCACUAUGGGGUCAUUAAUGGUGCUCUACCCUAUUCGACUAUCAUACUAUUUGGCUUGUCAAAACUCCUUCAAGAAAUGGCCGUCACUCCGUAUCCCGGCAACUUUCGACCCAGCUCCGCUUCUCUAUCCCUCCUUGCUCACGAACUUUGUCACCACUCUCCUGUCGUUUUCCAACCAGGGGAUAGUUCUCCCUAAUAUAAUCCUCGGCAUUUCAUCACUUAUGCCCGAGUUACUACCUUCCUUUGCCAAGGGCGAAGAUGUUGCUACAUUACGUUGGUUUUUGUCUUGUAUACCCCUAUUUGCUUGGCAGUCGCAAUCGAAUCUUCUUCAAGAUAAAAGGUUGCUUCCUGAGAGUAAUAUCAGCCCAGAGAUACUUGUUUUGAUAUGUCCUUUACAUCAAGCCACCUGCUCGGUGCUGAGAUAUUUAACGACGACCAGCUUGUUGGAGACUGAGCUUCAACUUCUUUCUAUUUCACUUAUUAAUAUACUGCUGUUGUCAACUUCACCGCAAAUGGUGAUCUUGCAAGCUCUCAUGUGGGGCGGAGGGCUGUCGUUGCUCAUUUCUUGUGGCUUCGCCCUUAGAUGGGUGAUUGCGCUGGAAAGAAUUCCAAGAUGGAGGUUUAAACGGAGUGGAAACGCCCUUGGACGCCCAAUAAAAUCAACGUCAAAGUCGAUUUUAAAGAAGCCUUUGGGAAAGCUGAGCGAAAUCCUACACUUCGAUCGGCCCCUUACGCUGGACAGUGAGGACGAUAUUUCUUCGGCGGUACAGAGAGUCAGGCCAAUGCGAUUGAAGACAAACCUAACGAAAUCCAAUACGGUUCAAUUUGAGAAAGGUUCAAUAUCUGCGGUAUCUGAGGAACCAAAAGAAGAGUUCGCCUCCCGUAUGGAUGGGGCUCUAACCGAUUUGACAAAUCGGGAAAGGAAUCGAAGAAACACGUUCCCAUCGAUUCGUUCACCUAAGCGCCAGAGCGCUCUCACUGCAUCGGGUCGAAAGAGGCGCUCGGCGACCUCUAGCCUCCAAGGCUUCUACAAUCUCACCGUAGCGCAAGCAACUAUUCGCAAGGGGCUCUAUGCUGCCUACGUCUACCUCUGCGUGCUCCUCAUCAUAUUUGCAGGAAUCCGCACGUACGUCGGGAAUGUCGCUUUAUCUGGCGCUGAACCCAUUGGCUGGGCCCUAGCAUACAUGUUCGGAAACUACCCCUGGCUCCGGAUGCAAGUCGUCACCCUAAACCUCGACCAGUGGAUCCCCGUCCCCGAACGCCUCCCAGCUGGCCCGGUAACAUACUUCCACGGCCCCUGGAUCUCCCACCUCCGCUCCAACAUCGGCCUCGCCAACACCCGCCUCCUCAUCUCCGCCUACUGGCUCGCCAUCAUAAUCCUAGGCCUCACAAUCGUCAUCAACCUCUCCUCCACCGUCGAAGUCGACACCCGCAGGAAAGUCUUCCACUUCAUGAUGGUCGCCAUGCUCCUGCCGGCGACCUACAUCGACCCUACGUUCGCCGCCCUGGCGCUCUCCCUCAUCCUCGCUGUCUUCCUCCUCCUCGACCUCUUCCGCGCAACUCAACUACCUCCGCUUAGCAAACCAAUCGCUUACUUCCUUACGCCCUAUGUGGAUGGUAGGGACUUGCGCGGGCCAGUGGUGAUUAGCCACAUCUUUCUCCUAAUCGGGUGCGCGGUGCCUCUCUUGCUCAGCCUCGGCGCCGUCACAAGAGCCGAUGAUGGAUGGGAAGUCCCGACUCGGGACGUGAGUAUGGUAUCCGGCGUGAUCUGCGUCGGGAUGGGUGAUGCAGCCGCAUCGCUUAUCGGCCGGCGAUACGGCCGGCGCAAGUGGCUGUGGCCUGGUGGCAAGAGUUUGGAAGGCAGCUUUGCGUUUGCGGUUGCGGUGACGGUGGCGCUGAUGGCGGCGAAGGUGUGGUUGAGUGUUGGGGGGUGGGAGGAUGGGGGGCGGUGGGGGAUUCGUGGGGGAGGACGUUGGGGAAGGCGGUGCUGGCGGCGGGGAUGGCGAGUACGACUGAGGCGGUGUUGACGGGGGGGAAUGAUAAUGUGGUUGUGCCGGUGGUGUUUUGGUUGUGUGUUAAGGGGUUGAGGAUUUAAGGUCUGCUGCUGGUGCACCGGGGCUAUGGGAGGGUUUGUAGAAAGAGGAUUGAAUAUAAGGCGGUGGAUUGUUGGCGUCUAAGGAUAUAGGAGCUCUUUCACAAGGCUAUGAAUAUACGGAUAUGGGCAGUAGAUAUUAUAUUAAUACCACAUAUUGUAUGAUUACACUUUACAACAUC